AUGGCGAAUGAUAAUUUUAUGAAAGCCAUUGAAAACUUGCAUAAUCUCAAAGCGUUGGUGCUCUUCACUCUUUCACUCUAUCUUGUUGAUCAUUUUGAUGGUCCAUUGUCGAUGUCAAUCAGGUUGUUUUCAGCCUAUUUAUCGGUACUAAGUGCGUGGUUAUGGCCAACAGUUCUAGCGUUUUCGUGUAUUGUCGGAUUAUCAAUGUUUCUAGCUGCUGUCUCGGACUUAAUUACGUUACUUACGGUGCAUAUGCUUUGUUUUCAUGUUUAUUCCACACGGUUAGUUGUUUCUUUUAUCAGACAUUUUUGUUUUGUCACUGAACGAGACGAAAUGGCACUAUCGUCACAUAAUGGUAAUGACAGUGCGGAUGAACGUACGAGUUUAUUGGCAAAAAAGAGAUCGUCGUUAAAUGGUGAAAAUUAUUCGAAUAUAUCGUCAUCAACUUCUUCAAACACAACUCUAACAGCCGAUUAUGGUGGUACCACAAUUACAUCGGUACUCACUGAACUUGGAUCUUUUAAACCAGUCACUUUGGCAUGGCAGAAUAUUUGUGUGACGAUUAAUAAGAGUAAUAAAAAUAGUAAUAGUAAUCGAUUCAUAUUGGAUAAUGUCAGUGGUGUUGCGAAAUGUGGUCAUUUAACUGCACUUAUGGGAGCCAGCGGCGCUGGUAAGACGACAUUGUUGAAUACUUUGAUGGUUAGAAACCUGAAAGGUCUAACUGUUGAGGGGCAUGUAACUGUUAAUGGUCGUGAACUUGGCGAACGUAUCACAUCAGUGAGCGGUUACGUUCAACAGGAUGAACUAUUCGUGUCAACGCUAACCGUAAGAGAACAUUUGAAUCUACAAGCAAAAUUGCGAUUACCAUCUGAAUUCACGUCUGAGAAACGUUCUAGACGCGUUUAUCAAGUAAUGUGUCAGUUGGGUUUGAUAAAAUGUCAGAACACUUCUAUUGGUGCACCUGGAAUUAAGAAGGGUAUUUCAGGUGGUGAAGCGAAAAGACUAGCAUUUGCGAGUGAACUAUUGAAUAAUCCAGCCGUAUUAUUCUGUGAUGAGCCAACCACAGGACUUGAUUCGUUUAUGGCUGAGAGUGUUGUUAAGGUACUGUCAAAGUUAGCGCAUUCAGGUCGUACGAUAUUUUGUACGAUUCACCAACCCGCAUCAGAGCUGUUUCAUUUAUUCGAUCGCGUGUUAUUCUUGGCCUGUGGUCGUACUGCCUUUAUUGGUUCACCCGGAAAAGCAUUAGCAUUCUUUGAGCAAUGUGGCUAUCGUUGUAGAGAUGAUUAUAAUCCAGCUGAUAUGAUUAUUGAAACAUUGGCAAUAAAACCACACGAAGAAACGUUUUGUGAAGAGCGAAUACAACAGAUCUGUGCAACUUUUAACGAUUCAACACUCCAGGAUGAAAUUAAUUCUGAAUUGAAAGAUUCAGAAACUAUCGGAGAUUAUCCGAUAGCCCAUAAGAAGGCAUCACUUCAGAUGCAGGUUUCUACUACACCAAAAACAACUAUUUUAAUGAUCAUGAUGAAUAUUUUUAAGUCAUUUUAUAUGUCAUCUAUUAUCUUCUUUGUGACGUGUCUGUAUGUAAAUGGUUGGCUCAUCUCAUUUUGCCUUCAGUGUGUUCUUUUAUUACGUCGUUUUUCAUCGAACGGCGAGUUGAGCGCUUUAUUGAACCGUUCAUUUCUGGACAAUCUGCGUAAUCCAUCGUUGGCACGUGCGAAGAUAUCACAAAAAAUUGUUAUUGUUGUUGUCAUUAUUAUUAUAACUGAUUACGAGCAUUUUGUAAUCGUUAUUAAUCGAUUCAAGGUUGGUAUAACGAAUAUAAAUGGUGCAUUAUUUUUUCUGGUUUGUGAAUUCACAUAUGGUACAUUGUAUGGUGUUCUGAACUUUUUGCCGGCGGAUUUUCCGUUAUUAGCACGAGAAUACCACGAUGGAAUGUAUGGAAUUGCUCCGUAUUACUUCUCCAGAUGCCUCUCAUACCUUCCUUUGUUCACUAUCGACGGUGUUCUCCUGCUAUUAAUUAGCUAUUGGAUGAUUGGAUUGCAGUCGAGCGUUGGACACGUUUUUUUAGCUGUUCUUAUUGGCCUUCUCAUUGAGCAGUCAGCUGCAGCAUUUGGUGUUAUGCUAAGAUGUGGUUUUGAAGCAUUUGCAAUAAAUCAGUGGAGUGAUGUGGCUGGUGCUGGAUGCUAUUUAGGUGAUUGUGACUUAGCGAAUAGUAUUCUCGCAGAAUUCAGUUUUAGUAAAGAUGAUUUUGUGUUGGAUUUAGCACUAUUAGCGAUGUUAUUUUAUUAUACUAUUGCAUCGUUAUGGCGGGUUUUUCGAGGUCGUAAAUAUAAUCCGUUGAGACAAAGAGUGGAUUCAGUGCAAUUGGAUUCAAGACAGCUCUUUAUCGCGACACUCUUUUUGAGUGCACUCAUAUUCAUGGCGCCGACGGUUCUCGUCUAUUUUGUUGUGUUUUCAACAUUGCGGUUUACAGUGAUCGGAACGAAACGCUUUCUGGAAUCAAUGGGUCAAUUUGAAGAUCGACUUAUUAUACGCAUUGUCUCGUUGUAA
Messenger RNA from Anisakis simplex (herring worm), 2550 nucleotides. The record is from the annotation of a GenBank genome assembly. Lineage: Eukaryota; Metazoa; Nematoda; Chromadorea; Rhabditida; Anisakidae.